AUGGAGUGGAGAUCUGUCUGGAAUCGUGGAGGAAAAAUCGAUCAAGUCUGUUGGAUUGACAGAGACGUGAUAGUGUGGCCCUCUGGUGGCAGUCAUCUCAUCUUCCUCCACGUGAGAAAGAAGCUUCAGACCUUGUGGAGAUGCCCUGAAUCCAUGGACGGAGCCUCUUCCAUCUCUUCAUACCCUCAACUCCAUCUUAUUGCGCUCUCUGAGGGCUGCCCCAACCCGAGGAUUCUUAUCUUCACGUAUCCCAGUAUGAAGAUCAUCUCGGAAUGCAAGGGAGGAACCGAGAAUGGCUACCUGACGACUGCCUUCGCUCCUCCGGAUUUUUUGGUAUCACUGGCAUCAUUUCCAAGUUACAAUUUGAUCCUUUGGAACUGGAGGUCCGGGUCGCAGUUGUGCUUCAUCGCCACUCCCAUCCAUGAUCUUCGAGGACAGGUGAUCAAGGUCUUUCAAGGGAAACCGGCGUCCAUCGCCCAACUUGGGAGAGACUCUGGGAAACUCCUGAUCUGGCAGAUCGUCCGGAACUCCAUCUCUCCGCUCGUUGAAGAAGUCACGCUUCCGAAAAGAGCGCUUCCGGUGGAUAUUGAUUGGUCUCCAGACGCGUCAGAUCCUUUUCUAGCGAUUGCGGAUGACUCCGGGCACGUCUACCUCUGCAAAAAAAAUUGGGACGAACCGAAACGCAUUGUCUUCUCCCAGAGGUGCGCCACCUGCCUCGACUACGAAGUUCCUGUCCUCAGCUGGUUCACUGAUGGCAUCCUUUUGAAGACAACAUUCUGCCAGAUGAGGUUUUACAGAAAGGGGGACGAUACCUGGCGGAGGCAGUGGUACAUCAAGACUUUGCUGAAGCCUCACAUCCUCUCGGCUGACAUUUUCAAGAAGGACAGAUUGAUAUUCUUCGCUGGUCAAGGCGAUGUCAUGGAGAUGACCCUUGCAGUAGGAGAGACUUCUCCCAAAAUCGACAAGAUCUUCGAUUACGGAAGCGGCUUCAAGUUCUUGGAGGUUAUCUAUCCGUGGGGACAUCACGUGGCAGCUGUAGACCAUCUGAAGAAUCUUGUGAUAAUGGCGUCUCACAGUGGGGAAGAAAUAGGGAGGUUGGAACUGUCAGUGGAAGGGGAUAUUGUGAAUAUCAUCUCGCAUUUGGAGUGUCCUAUGAUUUUGGUUUCUACAUCUGCUGGAGAAAUUUGCUCGGUGAGCCUCCAUGACUACCAGAAUCCCAGGGUUUUAUCAAAGUAUCAGUUUGAGAAGCAUCAGAUGGAUCUGUUGAAGUUUUCGCAAUGCGGCAGAUAUCUCAUCACUGGUAGGAAAAAGUAUGGAUUAUUCUACUGCAUUGAAUCAGUCGAAAGCCCAUCCUCAACAGUGCGGAAAAUAGAAACAGAGCACAGGGUUCUGGACAUCGCCAUGUUCAACAGAAAGGGUGAACUUAUGCUUCUCAUGCUGAUUCUGCCCUUUAAAAGAGCAAAAGUAGCGAAUUGCAUAAUCAUCUACAAACUGCCACCUUUCGAGAAGAUUGUUGGAGCCAUCGUUAGUGUUCUGAAGUUACCAACUCUCUACGACAAUUUCCAUUACGGGCUUGAACCCAUGACGAUGGUAGCUUCACCAUUCUCAUCCCGAAAUCUUCAUACUUACAAAAUCCAAAAUGAUCAGAUUUGUCUGACAAAUGCGGCACAAUCUCCUCAUAAAAUUCGAGGGAUGAAAGUCCACACAGAUAGAAAUUGGAUCAUUACUUACGGAUUUGACGGAAUCAUUGGUGUUGUGAAGAAUUUCAAGAAUUUGGAAUGGUUGGCACACGUGAAUUCCCAUCAUAGGCUCAAUUUCGGUGUAUCCAAGGCUGUUUUGAAACCGGAAGGGGACUUUGUGUUCUCCUUAGGCAGUGAUGGAUCUCUUCUUGGGCUGAAGUUGAUGAAAAUUGAGAAGAAUCAAUUGGAAUCACCAGUUGAUUUUGGAAAAACUCAAAUAGAUUAUGCAGAAGUGAAGAAGAAUAUUUCGAAGGACUAUUCCCGACUCAAUCCUGACAUUAUCCAAAUGCUCUCCCGAAGGUAUGAAAAAAUUCCACCGGAAGACAGUGGCGUUGAGAUCUGGAGCGAUUGGAUGAUAAGACAGCAAGCGAUGAGAGAAGAAGAGCAGUCUAAAGACCUCAAAUCAUCAAUCAUGAAUGACUUUUAUAAACUGAAGAUCCAAGUAUCGAAGUUGUUGGAUGAGAACGAGAAGCUUCCGGUGCAGGAGAGACUUGCGAUUUCCGCCUUCGACCUGGAUAUGAUCGAGCGGGAGCAGAAGAUCAAGACUGCUAAAGAGGAGAGAGAAGACCGGCGGCUAGAACUGGAGUUCCAAUGCACUCAGGUCGAGAAAGUCUCCAACUGGAUCAAGAAGACAUUCUGGGAUGUGCAAGAUGUCAAGCAGCAGUCGAUAUUCGCCAUCUUCGGGGACACGGAGGUGAUGAAUUUUGCUAGUCUUCCUUGCGACCCUCAGGAGAAGGAGAUUGCUCGUUGGCUUGAAUCUUUCUCCGAGAUUAAUGACAAUCUUCGAGGUGUUGAUCGAGAGCCGAGAGCUUACACUCUACUAAGGGAUCGAUACUCACCAGUUAUUGAAGACGAAAGGACAAUCGUGGAGAGCUUCCUCGAAGAUGAGGAUGAGAUCGCUAAGAAGGAUAAGAUCGAAGAGGUCCAGGCAGCUGCAGGCGUCACGACCUUCAGAUAUGUAGAGCCCUCCAGUGAAUACUGUCAAUUCAAGCAUUAUACUUUCCCCCAACUCCAUCAAUUCACAACCUCCUUGAUCACCGAUUCCCAAACCCUGAAACAUUACUUCAACAAACUGUUCAACGAGACGUUCACGCUUAAGGAACGCGCCAUGUCUUCAGCGAGCCAGAUAAUCUCCCAAAUCCGAUUCAUAGAUUCCGAACUCCGAUUAAUGUUCGGGUCGUCCGUCCCUGAGAUACCUGUCGAGCCGCACUGGUCACCUGAAGAGAAACCCGAGUCGAUUGUAAUAGCGAGGGAUGAUGAGGUCCCUGUGAAGCCCUACGUUUCCCCGUCCGAGCAGGACCUCCUGGACAAACAAGCCGUAGAUCAAGAACGGCUAAGACUUCUCAUGCUGUCUGAUGACUUUCGACGGAGGGCUCUCAUCGAGAUGAUGGACGGAGUUCUCGAAUUCCGGUGGGAGGAUAUCAUCAAGAGAGACAUCCCCAAGCCUGACUUCAUGGAAGCAAAGGAUCCAGAGAAUUACUCGAAGGAAGAAAUUGUCCUAGCUCAUAAAUACGAGCAACAAGUUGUAGAAUUAGAGCAAGAACGUGACAGAUACAAGAGCUUUCUUGAGACGACGUAUUCUAAGAUAACGAAGACUCUUCGAGAGACGAUAGACAAGUUCAACGGGAAUCUUCAGGGGUUAUUUCUGACGAGGAUGCGAGUGGAAUCGGCGAUCCUCCAACUGGAUUUGUUGAGGGCCCGGUGGUACCUGCAAGCCCUCGACCAAAUGGAGGCGUUUAACGAGGCGAAAAGAACUCAAGCUGUCAUCUCCGAACAGCAAUCAAAGAUAGAGAGAAUUGUGUCGUCGAGCAAGAUCCUUGAGGACGAGCUGGUCAAACUGAAGUCCCAACGCGAUGUUCUUCACAAUAAAGAGAAAGGAGUCAAAAAAUUCAAGUCUGAGUUCCACUCUCUCGGAAAGAUAGCUGUAGAACUUCUGAGGAAGCAUUACAAAAAACGCCCAAAGGUUGUCUUGAAGAACGCGUCUCCAGGAGAUGUCCUCACGCUCGCCAAGUGCAUCACAACCCAGAGCGGUGCAGUACCUCUCCUACCAGAAUUCAGGAAUUACCUUACGAGUCUUGAAGCUCUUGACGUCCAGCCGGAGGAUCUGCCUGAGUCAGUCAGGCCUCAUCACUGGGAGCAUCUUGUCAAAAUUCGACGUCAUCAGAUCGAUUUGGAGAUGAAACUCAAAGCGAAUCUGAUGGAGAUCAACGAGAUGGAGAAGACUACCGUUGAAAAUAGCGCAAAAAUCGGGAGAUGUAAAGAAUUGAUAGCUUAUUCUGGAGAUGUCCUGGGAGAGAUGAGGAAAAAUCUGGUGGAACAAAUGAAAGACAUGGAGAUCCAGUUGGUCUUGAAGAUGGGUCAGGUGGAAAUUGACCUGAAGGGUCAAAGGAAUGACACCCUGAAUGCGAAAUUAAUCCCUGUGGGUGUCGUGAAAAAACUGAACGAGGGUAUCUUGGAGGCCGGUGACGAGAAACUGAAGGCUCUGGAGGAGAUGACCAAGUUCCACAGAGGAACUCUCCUCAAGGAGUGGGAGCACAAGACCCUCCAGAUGAAGACGCAAGACCUCACAGACGAGUUGAAUGAGAUCAACAACCUCUUGGUGACGAAACGAAUGCGGGAGAUUCUCAAGAAACAUCAGCUAGGACUUCCGACUGAUGGUAAAACAGUGCAGGAUCUGGAGCGGGAGAUCGCGGCGAUGGAACAAAUUAUGCAGAAGACAGUGAACGAUUGGUGGUCGAAGAUAGAUGCUGUCGAGAGGGAGAUUGAGGCGAAGAAGCGGGAAAAUUACGAAUUCGAUGGGAAAAUCAAAGAGAUGAAUAUCGAUAGGUGGGAGAUGGAGCUAAAGAGGAAUCUCGAGGCCGAGGAGAAGUCCAAGGAGAUGAGAGAGGGGCUGAGGAGGGCGGUGUUGCGGAGGGCAAGACUCGGCAGGAAGAUUCAGAAGAAUUAUGUGGAUUUGUUGGAGAUGAAGAUCGAGAGUCAGCUGUUGAGGAUGAGGAGGUAUCCCGCUCUGCCUGGUUGUAGAGUCAUUCCCAUGAGUGAUGCGGAUAUGGAGGAAAAAUAA
This is a messenger RNA of Diachasma alloeum, 4800 nucleotides long. RefSeq names its product cilia- and flagella-associated protein 43-like. NCBI's taxonomy places the organism in Eukaryota, Metazoa, Arthropoda, Insecta, Hymenoptera, Braconidae. The coding region runs from base 1 to 4800 and encodes 1599 amino acids. Gene Ontology annotation, cellular component: axoneme. Gene Ontology annotation, biological process: cilium assembly. The transcript is spliced from 3 exons. The record is from RefSeq and is a predicted model, not a curated record. Gene Ontology annotation, molecular function: protein binding.